Molecule: messenger RNA, 1563 nt
Organism: Aquila chrysaetos chrysaetos
Lineage: Eukaryota; Metazoa; Chordata; Aves; Accipitriformes; Accipitridae
Gene: TGFA
Product: transforming growth factor alpha
Exons: 7
Coding region: 94-768 (224 amino acids)
Biological process (GO): positive regulation of cell population proliferation; epidermal growth factor receptor signaling pathway; positive regulation of mitotic nuclear division
Source: RefSeq, a predicted model, not a curated record
UAGCAAUAAAGUUCAUUAAGAACUAAAGAGCAGAACCAUGCUAGAGGGACUGUGCCAAUACCUGUCCAAGACAACCCACAGUCUAAAGAUGAGAUGCAGUCUAGAGAUGAAAGAAGCAGCAGAGUUGUGGAGCAAUGGGGUUUUUUACUUGAAAGAGAGAAACUAAGAUUACAAAGAAGGAAGAAAGAAAGAAAUGCAUCUGGGCUUAUAUCCAAUUGGAUUACUGUCAACCACAGCCAGCUGAGAAGGGAACAGACAGAUGUAUUGAUGGUCACUGAAAUGAGAUGGAACAAAAGACGACAACCUGAGCAGGGAAGAAAAGGUGUGCUGCUCGCCGCGUGCCACGCGCUGGAGAACACCACGGCGGCCCGGAGCGCUCCGGGCCCGCCGGUGGCGGCGGCGGUGAGGUCCCACUUCAACGACUGUCCCGACUCUCACAGCCAGUUCUGCUUCCACGGCACCUGCCGGUUCCUGGUCCAGGAGGACAAGCCGGCGUGCGUGUGCCAUUCGGGGUACGUGGGGACGCGGUGCGAGCACGCCGACCUGCUGGCCGUGGUGGCCGCGAACCAGAAGAAGCAGACGAUCACCGCCUUGGUGGUGGUGUCGGUGGUGGCCUCGGUGCUGCUCAUCGGCGUGUGCGUGCUCAUACACUGCUGUCGGCUGCGGAAGCGGUGCCGGUGGUGCCGGGCACCCGGCGGCGGCCCGGAGAAGCCGGGUGGGCUCCUGAAAGGCGGCACCUCCUGCUGCCACGCCGAGACGGGGGUCUGACGGAGCCGGGGGGGUCCCGCCGCCGCCCCUCACCCAGGAGACCCGCGCCGGGGACCAGCGCAGCAUCUCUUCUCUGGUUUUGGUCUUUUUUUUAAUUUUUUUUUUUGGUUUUCCCUUUUUUUUUUUUUUUUUUUUUUUUUUUAACUUUAUUUCCCCCCCCUACACACACACGCAGAAGACGGCAGGCAAGCGCCCCGGCAGGAGACGCGCUCGGCAGCACCGUAAGCGUGCCGGCAGCGGCAAAGCGCUGGCAGAGCCGGGCAUCGCCCCCGCCGCAGAGCCAAACCCCGGCCGGGCAACGUGGAGCUGGGGUUUGUCUUUGGAUUUGGGUUUGGUUUUCCUUUUUCUCAGAAUUAUUUUUUUUUUUUAUUUUAACCAGAACCCCCCACCCCUGCAGGAUGGGGCUUUAUUUUUCUAUAGAGACAAAAGCUCCGCCUCAGCAGUCACACGGACCCUGCUCACUUUGGGGACAGAUACGAGCUUUUUAUUAAUAAUAAAAUGAACCAUAAUCCUAGGAAACCUCCUCAGGCCGGUGCUCUAACCUCCCGGUGCAGCGUUAAUCUUUUCCGUAGUCUUUAUCAUAACCAAUCGGAAGCUUUUUUGUUUGGUUUUUUUGGUCUUUUUUUUUUUUUUUAAGUCAUGGUUACUCUCAUGUCUUCUGUAUAUGUUGCACUGAAAGUUAAUAUUUAAUGUUUUAAUUUAUUUUGUGUGGUUAAAUUAAUUUUGAUUUCUAUAAUAUGUUAUUGUGAUCAGCUGUUCUUUUUUCCCCUAAUACCUGGAUUAUAGUUAUUUAAG